UGUAAACGAUUCUUAGCCUCGGGUCAUCUUCAAUAAUAAGAUAAUACUUAGCGAUAGUAAUAAUUAAUAGAAAUAAGCUAGCAAUUUACAAUGCGAAUUAAAAUCAUGUCAUUAAAUAAAUUACUGUUCCUAAUAUUAAUUACGAAGAUCAAUUUUAAAUUAACGAAUUCUUCGAAUGAGGAUCCAGGGUCGCUAGAAAAAGAUCCUUGGAACAUCGACUACAAGAAUGAAAAAUUCAAACGAAAUUCUGAGACGGGACCAGAGCUGCUGGACCUCGAGACGGAAAAUCUCAGGAACGAGGGCAUGAGAAUUUCUGCAAUGGGAACUGAUCCCGCGCAACCGGAAGCCAGUUCCGGGGAUGAAAACAAUGAGUUCGACGUCGUCCUGACGAAAGAUUUUGACGGGACGAAUAAAACUGAAAAAUACGUUCAUUAUGACUCCGAUGAUCCGGAGGCUAACAGAUACGCGCCCUCGCCAGAGUACUCAGUUAAUUAUUAUGUCAUGUCUGAGACGAGAUGGAGAAAAAUAAGAUCUGAGUUCAUGUACUGGUACUUCGACAAAGGCGGCGACAAUAAUAUGGGCGAUUACCAGACUGAUAUAUACUCGUCUUCUCCGCAAAUCCAUAAAAAUUUUAAUUUCCAGUUACCAUUCUACGGUUUUCGCUACAAUUAUACCCGUCUCUCGAUGAACGGGUUCUUGGAGUUCAGUGACUCGCCGGAACACUACACGUACCCUUUAGUUUUUCCGGUAAAAGACUGGCCGAAGAGAAAAGACCCCGCGUUUAUUGGUAUUUUUUUCAGUAAAUGCCGGAUCGGAACUCUGAGGCCUACUGAUGCAGACCAGCGCAAGCCUGGGGUUUAUUUUAGGCAGGAAAGAGAUUUACAAAAACGUACGGAUCAAUUUGGGGUGGAGUUAAGGGAACGGGUAAAAUGGGACAUCAGAGAGGGUGUAGUCGGCUCUGACUCCUUUGAUCCGAAGCACGCAGUGAUAGUGACGUGGAAGAACAUGUCUUUUGCCGGCGGUAUCGAUAACUCGCUUUACAAAACAAAUACUUUUCAAUUAGUACUGGCCACUGAUGAAGUUUACACUUACGCUAUUUUUAAUUACUUGGACUUGUCCUGGACGACGCACACUGAGGCCGGGGGUGACACCACCGGCGGCGAGGGCGGCACGCCCGCUUAUAUCGGCUUCAAUGCCGGAAAUGGCACGCAAGCUUAUGAAUACAAGCCGUACUCUCAAAUGUCCACUCUGAGAGAUCUGACGAGUCGUGGGUGGGCCAACGGUUUCAAAGGCCGUCAUAUUUUCCGAAUUGACGAAAAAAUAAUGCUCGGUACUUGUAAUAAAGACAUCGACGGCGCACAUUUGCCUCUGGUCUUCGCACCGGAAAGUGGAAAUAUGUUGGGUGGAACUGUCGUUAAUAUAACGGGCCCUUGUUUUGAGAAGACGGACAAAGUCCGUUGUCUUUUUGAUACAGUUGACGUUAUGGGAACGGUUAUUGACGUCAAUCGUGCGAUUUGUGUCCAACCUUACGUCCAAGCUGAAGGGUACAUCAGAUUUGCUGUUGCUAUUAAUAGUGGCCGGUAUGACUGGAAAGGAAAAUAUUUCAUUGAAACCCCAGCAACAGCAACAGAAAAAAUAUUUUUUCAAAACCGUGCAGUCCACGAACGCAAUCCGCGGGAAAUAAAAAUAACAUGGAACGCUUACAAUUUAACAAGUAAUUUAAAUGCUGAAGUACAAAUAUCUAUUUGGGGAUAUCGCGAAACGUCAAUACGCUCUGAAUUUGAAUACAUCGACAUCCUCGAGAGAGGAACAACAAAUACUGGGGAGUACAUAAUAGUUCCCGCAGCAUAUCGCAAUCGUGAAACACCUUAUCAAUUGAACAUGCAGUUCGGAUUCAUUCAAAUAAAUCUAACAAACCCGGCAGAGUACUCCGGCUUACAAAUAACUCCAGUACUCUGGAGUAAACCGAUUCCCCUCGCGUGGUACUUUGGUCCACAGUGGGAGCGCCGGUAUGGCUCCAAGUGGCCUGAGGAACUCUGCAAUGAGUGGAUUAAACAUGACCGUUACUUAAAAAAUUUUGCCGCCGAAAUUUCGCUCUGCCCUUGUAAAUUAGAGCACGCGCUCUAUGACAAAGGCCGUUUUCUACCAGACUACGACUGCGACAAAGAUUCAAAUCCUGAUUGCUUUUAUAAUAACGGAGCAAUACAUUGUGUUAAAACUGGAACGCCAAACUUAGACGGCUCUGAGCAGCAGUGCUGCUACGAUAAAAAUGAGUAUUUAAUGUUAACAUACGAUCAACAAUGGGGAUCAAAGCCACAUCGUUCACACAAUCUCGGUUAUUUGCCAUGGAAUGAAGCCAACAAAGUACCGAGUCUUUCUCACUGGUAUCACGACGUCACACCCAUGUACACUUGUUGCUUGUGGCAAGAAGAACAAGCCGUGGGCUGCGAAACUUUUCGAUUUGAGCGAAGGCCGUCCCAAGACUGCAUUGCCUAUCAAUCCCCCGCAGUGGCUGCGGUCUUCGGCGACCCCCAUAUCGUCACCUUCGACAACGUCCCCUACACAUUCAACGGCAAGGGGGAGUUUGUUCUCGUCCGUGUUAAUGACGAAAGAGACAAAUUGGACAUACAGGGUCGCUUUGAGCAAGUUGCUGAUAAUUUUUACGGCGAAGUCCGCGGCACACAAUUAACUGCCAUUGCCGCGAAAGGUAACAAUACAGCGACGAUUGAAGUCCGCAUAAGACCACCCAUAGCUCAGUGGCGGUAUCGCUUAGAUGUUUUUGCUGAGGGAAGGCGGGUUUACUUUGACAGACAGUCGUUAAAAUUCCAACACUUCCAUGGCGUCGUUGUUUACACGCCCACGUAUAUUUUAAAUCAAAGCGAAGUUAUAAUUAUGUUUGAUACGGGUGUUGGUGUUGAAGUUAUUGAAAACCAAGGAUUCAUGUCUGCGCGCGUUUAUUUACCCUGGACAUACAUGAACAAAACUCGUGGAUUGUUCGGUAAUUGGAGCAACGACAUCCUGGACGAAUUUGUUCUGCCUGACGGACGGCAAGUUCCGUACGGUAACUUGGAUAAUUUCGAAUCUCUCCACAAAGAUUUCGCAAUAAAUUGGCUGCUUGAAGACAGAGUCGAUCCUUACAAAGGAAACUCGUUGUUUGUACCGGAGUUCGGUCGCUCUGCGAGCUACUAUGCAAACCGGACGUUCGUUCCCGAGUGGCGACGUCGGCCUGAAGAUUUUCUACCUAUAGAACGAAACACGGACAUUAAAACUGCCCGCGAAUUAUGUGGAGAUUCGUAUCAAUGUCAGUACGAUUACGCGAUGACGUUAAAUAGAGAUCUCGCGCACUUUACAAAAAAUUAUCACGACACUCUGACACAAAUCAAAGCUAUAAAUUCUGCCCGCACGGUUUCUUGUGGAGUACUCGAGACCCCGAGAUUCGGACGUAAAAGUAAUUUUUUAUUUAUACCCGGUACCAAAGUCACCUUUGAGUGCAAUCAGGAUUUUGUCUUGAUCGGGGAUCAGAGACGCACUUGUAUGCCUGACGGGCACUGGGACAUUCCAGAGUACGGUUACACUGAGUGUCUUCGUCAGAUAGAGUACUCGCAACGCACGGCAUGGACAACUAUGGGUAUCAUAAGCGCGGUAUUAAUUCCGGCUGUAGCUUUAAUAGCCGGACUGUUUUUUUUACUUAAAAAGAAUUCAACCAAAGGCAGCUCAACAAAGUCCUGGCACUUUUCCGAACGCUCUGCUCUUGACAAUGAUUCUUUUACGCGAUCAGUUUUACGACCUGAUAGAGCAACUUCGCCGACUAGUGACUCGAGUACGCUGACGAAUGUCAGUGCAUGGAAACGCAGGAGUUACGACAAAGUUUAUCACACACACGAACCUUUACCCAACAGACCGUACGUUGAAUUCGAGGACAAAGACUGGGACCUUACUGAACCUAGUGGAUCGGAUUCCACAGACAACAGAAAAACUGCGAGUCCUAGCAAAGAGAGCGACGUAUAAAAAUUAAUUAGUUUUCAUUUUUUUACUCUGUGGAAUAGAAAAAAUGUCCAGUGUCUUAAGUAUUUUAUUAUAACUACUAUUGUUAUUAUUAAGUAAAAUAAAUUAAUUGUAUUUUUUUUUAAGUGUAUGACUACUUUUUAAAUAAAUAAUUUUUAAUAAAAGUUUUAUAAAUUUAUGCUACGGAAAUUUUCUAUUCCACAAAGUUUAAGACUUAGUAAUUAAUUAUUUAAAUUUUUAUACUGACUAAAUUUGAAGUCGGUUUUAAACGUGGAAUGGAAAUUUCCAAAGCUUUUGUGAAAUUUUCAUUCCCCUAUUAAAUGAUGAAAUGAAAUAUAUUUAGUGUGUGAAUGUAACAGAAAUCAGACAAACUUAUAAAUUUGAAUUAAAUUAAUUGAAAUAAUGAA
Microplitis demolitor is the source of this 4412-nucleotide messenger RNA. It is a transcript of the gene mesh, whose product is annotated as protein mesh. The record is from RefSeq and is a predicted model, not a curated record. Bases 91 to 4008 code for a protein of 1305 amino acids. Gene Ontology annotation, biological process: cell-matrix adhesion. The transcript has 15 exons. Lineage: Eukaryota; Metazoa; Arthropoda; Insecta; Hymenoptera; Braconidae.